Messenger RNA from Telopea speciosissima, 977 nucleotides. Its product is annotated as ribulose-phosphate 3-epimerase, cytoplasmic isoform-like. Gene Ontology annotation, molecular function: metal ion binding; D-ribulose-phosphate 3-epimerase activity. The coding region runs from base 99 to 782 and encodes 227 amino acids. Gene Ontology annotation, biological process: carbohydrate metabolic process; pentose-phosphate shunt, non-oxidative branch; pentose-phosphate shunt. The transcript has 8 exons. The record is from RefSeq and is a predicted model, not a curated record. Gene Ontology annotation, cellular component: cytosol. Lineage: Eukaryota; Viridiplantae; Streptophyta; Magnoliopsida; Proteales; Proteaceae.
CUGCAAUUUUCUUUUCACGUUCAGGGGAGUCGUUCGCUCAAUCGAGCUCGGGAAGAGAAGCGGAAGAAGAAGGAGUUGCUUCAUUAAUAGUUCCAAAAAUGGAGACUGCAACGGCUAAAAUUGCACCCUCGAUGCUAUCAUCUGAUUUCGCAAAUUUGGCAUCGGAGGCCCACCGCAUGUGCCAAUGCGGCGCCGACUGGCUUCACAUGGAUAUCAUGGAUGGGCACUUUGUCCCAAAUCUUACCAUUGGAGCUCCAGUGAUUGAGUCAUUGAGGAAGCACACUGAGAUAUUUCUGGACUGCCACUUGAUGGUUACAAAUCCUAUUGAUUAUGUGGAACCAUUAGGAAAAGCUGGUGCUUCUGGUUUUACUUUUCAUUAUGAGGCAGCCAAAGAUAAUUGGCAAGAACUCAUUUCUAAAAUCAAGGCAAAAGGCAUGAAGCCUGCGGUAGCAGUAAAGCCUGGAACUCCAGUUGAAGAAAUUUAUCCUCUUGUUGAGAGUGAAAAUCCUGUUGAAAUGGUCCUUGUUAUGACUGUGGAACCUGGAUUUGGUGGUCAAAAAUUCAUGCCAGAAAUGAUGGAUAAGGUGCGUACAUUGAGAAAGAAGUACCCCUCUCUUGAUAUAGAGGUGGAUGGUGGCUUGGGAGCUUCAACCAUUGAUACAGCAGCUUCAGCAGGGGCAAAUUGUAUCGUGGCUGGAAGUUCAGUAUUUGGAGCUCCAGAACCGGCCCAUGUUAUAUCUGCUAUGAGGAAGAGUGUGGAGAAUGCACAGCAAAAGAGUUAAUACAGAUAAAUUACAUUGUGGUGAAUCUGGUGAUUCAUUUUCUAUCAAUAAUCUUGUUGUCUGUACAAAUUUCCUGAAAUUGAUUUUGUAUUGAUAUCUGAAUGGAAAAUUUUCCAUCGAUAGUUUUCAUGCAUACAACGGUCUGUAUGUUGUACUGAAAUCUGAGUGUAAUAAAAAUCAAGUGAUUUUUUUUCC